Messenger RNA from Symbiodinium pilosum, 612 nucleotides. NCBI's taxonomy places the organism in Eukaryota, Dinophyceae, Suessiales, Symbiodiniaceae. The record is from the annotation of a GenBank genome assembly.
AUGGCAAGCACAUCAAGCUCAGCAGCAAGCAAGGAGCCCGUGUACUUCAGGCUGCCCCUUUCGGAGAAGGAGCUGGACUUGAAGGCCGCAAACAAGAUUCUCUCCAGCGCGCAGACGCGGGAGAAGUUCUUGAAAAUCCUUCAGUAUGGCUCCAAACUUCUCUCCUACUUCUUGCUGCGUUCUGGCAAUGAAUGGGGCAAGCACUUUGAGUCCCUGUCCAAGAACCUGUCCACGGCCCGACGCUUCUUCAAGUUGAUGAGGACUUCCAGUGCCUUGCAGGAUCGCUGCCGACCUUACCGGAUGACCCAAGGCGCACUGAAGGAAAAGAAUGCGCGCUGUGUUCCGGUUAGCUGCUUUUCCCUUGCUGUGGUAGCGGAGCGCCGGCUGCGCUAUGGCCUCCGGGCUCCUGUUGCCUCACACUCACUCUGCUUUCUCAAGGAGAUUUCACUACCGAUGCCUGGCAUGAUGUUCUUCCACGCGAGAACGGGCUUUGGUCCAGACCUCCAUACCACUGCGCACAAGAAUUUCGAGUAUGGGGUCAGCCGGCGAACCGGACCGGCGAACCGGCGAACCGGCAACGGUCCACCCGCCCCCCUCCGGUCAGCCGGUUAG